GAGGAAACAAAGUGCUGCGGGCGGGAGACUCGGCGGCGGCGGCGGCGGCGGCGGCGGCGGCGGCGCGCGGACUCUGCUCGGCUCUCCCGGCCACCCUCACCCUGUAUUUCCUGAGCGUGUGCGCGCGCGUGUGUGCUUCGUCCUUCCCCCCGACGUCUGCCUCUCCGCGAGCGCGGAUCGUCGGUUCGUGCCUUCCCUCACGCUUCUCCGCCUGACGCCCCCUCCGUGUUCCGGCGCUGCCCGCGGCCUCAGCGCUCAGCUCUCCUCGCCGAUCGCCAUGGCGACAGCGACCCCCGUGCAGCAGCGGACGGGCAGCCGCGCCGGCGGCCCCGCCACGCCACUGAGCCCCACGCGGCUGUCGCGGCUGCAAGAGAAGGAGGAGCUGCGCGAGCUCAACGACCGGCUGGCCGUGUACAUCGACAAGGUGCGCAGCCUGGAGACGGAGAACAGCGCGCUGCAGCUGCAGGUGACGGAGCGUGAGGAGGUGCGCGGCCGCGAGCUCACCGGCCUCAAGGCACUCUACGAGACCGAGCUGGCCGACGCGCGACGCGCGCUCGACGACACGGCCCGCGAGCGCGCCAAGCUGCAGAUCGAGCUGGGCAAGUUCAAGGCCGAGCACGACCAGCUGCUCCUCAAUUAUGCUAAGAAAGAAUCUGAUCUUAAUGGAGCCCAGAUCAAGCUUCGAGAAUACGAAGCCGCGCUGAAUUCGAAAGAUGCAGCUCUGGCUACUGCUCUUGGUGAUAAAAAAAGUUUAGAGAGCGAUUUGGAGGAUCUGAAGGAUCAGAUUGCCCAGUUGGAAGCCUCUUUAGCUGCUGCGAAAAAACAGUUAGCAGAUGAAACUUUACUUAAAGUGGAUUUGGAGAAUCGCUGUCAGAGCCUUACUGAGGACUUGGAGUUUCGUAAAAACAUGUAUGAGGAGGAGAUUAAUGAGACCAGAAGGAAGCAUGAAACUCGCUUGGUAGAGGUGGAUUCUGGGCGUCAGAUUGAGUAUGAGUACAAGCUGGCUCAAGCCCUUCAUGAGAUGAGAGAGCAACACGAUGCCCAAGUCAAGCUGUACAAGGAAGAGAUGGAGCAGACUUACCACGCCAAACUUGAGAAUGCCAGACUGUCGUCAGAGAUGAAUACAUCUACUGUCAAUAGUGCCAGGGAAGAACUGAUGGAAAGUCGUGUGAGAAUUGAGAGUCUCUCAUCUCAGCUUUCUAAUCUACAGAAAGAGUCUAGAGCAUGUUUGGAGAGGAUUCAAGAGUUGGAGGACUUGCUUGCUAAAGAAAGAGACAACUCUCGCCGCAUGCUGUCUGACAAAGAGAGAGAGAUGGCGGAAAUAUGGGAUCAGAUGCAGCAACAGCUGAACGAUUAUGAACAACUUCUUGAUGUAAAGUUAGCCCUGGACAUGGAAAUCAGUGCGUACAGGAAGCUCUUAGAAGGCGAAGAAGAAAGAUUGAAGCUCUCUCCGAGCCCUUCUUCCCGUGUGACAGUAUCACGCGCAUCCUCGAGUCGCAGCGUGCGUACAACCAGAGGGAAGCGGAAGAGAGUGGACGUGGAAGAAUCCGAGGCCAGCAGUAGUGUCAGCAUCUCUCAUUCUGCCUCAGCCACUGGGAAUGUCUGCAUUGAAGAGAUAGAUGUUGAUGGGAAAUUUAUCCGCUUGAAGAACACUUCCGAACAGGAUCAACCAAUGGGAGGCUGGGAGAUGAUCAGAAAAAUUGGAGACACAUCAGUCAGUUACAAAUAUACCUCAAGAUAUGUGCUGAAGGCAGGCCAGACUGUUACAAUCUGGGCUGCAAAUGCCGGUGUCACAGCCAGUCCUCCCACCGACCUCAUCUGGAAGAACCAGAACUCUUGGGGCACUGGCGAAGAUGUGAAGGUUAUAUUGAAAAAUUCUCAGGGAGAGGCUCUAUGAAGUGACCUCUGUCAGAAAUGAGGAAAGUAUUAUGAAUACAGUUCUUAUUUCUGUGAUUGUCAGGCAAGUACUUUUGGCAUUUAUUCAUUUAAUUUUGUGAGACCAUGUUUAUUAAUAGAUCCCAGACCAUAUUUAUAAUAAUUCAUAAUUACCACCAUAAAGACCACUUUUCUGUAAGAGUUUAGAUAAUUGGCUUAAGUCAGUGUAAUUUUUUUACGUAUAUUUUCUUGCUGAGACAUUGGAGAUAUCAGGAAACCCAAUUAAACUGGCUUUAAAAUAAUGGGAAUAUAUGAGUUCACAAAACCAACCAUCCAGAGAUGUUGUCUGUUUCCUGGGUGUCUUCCUCAGGUGCAUCAUUCUAGGUUUACUUCUCGUGGGCAAGAGCAUUGUGCCUAGUCAGGUCCUCGUCUGGGCUUUGCUCUCGUAGUACCAGCCUGGGUCAUGUGCCCACCUCUGAGCCAGUUCCUGGAGUCAAGAGAACAGAGUUAGAGCUUGAGCCUUCUCCAUGGCUAGAUCACAUUCAGCUUGUGACACACAUGUCACAUCUCCAUGGGAGAGAGGGUACCCAGGUAAAAGUGGGGGCUCUUAACUGAGAAAUGGCUGGGGAGGGGUGGUCCUAGGGAUGAAAAACAGCAAAUGUCACCAUAGAGAAAUAAAAUGUUAUUUUAAUGAGGGAAAUAAAAAAUAAAGCAGUCUCUCUGUACCUUCUAGAAUAUAGGCAUCACUGAAAUUUUUGUAUAUGCAGAUGAUUACUUAUGUAUACAGAGAUAUUCUAGUUUAACAGUCAGCUCCUUCAUCAACAAAAACUGCCUUGAUUUUUAGUAUUUGCUGAACUGUGGUGAUUUCAGGAUACCCACACGCUGUGACUGAGCACGGAGUUGAAGAGGCAGCACGUGAGCUGGCGCUAGCUGGCCCUGCAGCACUGCUGGGGAGAUGGGUGUACCUUUAUGUGCCCAGGGCUUUACCCAGGCAGACCCAUGGCAUGUUGAUAGAGACCAUUUUUGUGUGCCUUUCAGGGCACUUGAUAGGGUUGGGUGUCUUGCUGAGAGGAAUUUUUUGGUAAAGACAUUUGUCUUUUAGCACCUUGACUAAUAAUUUCCUGGGCCUAAACCUUCCAGCAACUUUUGGUUCUAAAUUUGUUUUAUUAUUUUUCUAUUUAAUUUUGUCGACAUUUAUUUAGCUCACUUAUAUUCCAUACAGGCUUUCUGCAUUAAAUUAACUGAUUUUUAAAUGUUGUCAAAUGAAAAGUGCUUAACAGCAGGCUUACAUUAAAGGCAAUUAUGCUGAAGUAAUUCAUAAUUAAUGAAGUUGGGCAAGUUGCUCUUUUCUAAGCUUCUCAUUUGAGGCUCAUAGUCUGGUGUUUCAUCACAAGCUCUAAGAGCCGGUGUUUCCAUAUGGGAUGUAUACACUGUCAUGAGUUGCUAGAAGCUGAAAUGUGAGAAUUCUAUAACAGAUUUUAUUUGACUUUUCUUUCCUUAUUUUAAGAUGAGUUCAGGGAAGCUAGGUACUCUGAAAACUUUUUGGGAAUCUUUUUUCUGUUUUGUAUGCCAUCAUCCCCCAGUGGAUAUCUUAGUUCAAAGAGUUGUAAUUGAUCUAAGGAUUCACAUGCUUUUUUAUUAGUACUAAUUUGGUUAAAGCAAGUGUUAUUUGUGAAAAGACUAUUUGUGUGUAUAAACAUGGACUGAUCUCACAGAAUUGAAGUUUCUGGCUAAUUCAGACUCAAAAUGGUCUAUCUUCCUCGGCCGUGCAACAAUAAUCAAAAUUCCCUACAAAAUACUACUGUACUACCUUACUUCAUUUAUAAAAUAUAUAUGUGGACAUGUUGUAAAGAGAACUCUCAUUUCUCUGUCACUGUUCUCUGGUUUUCUUCCUCUGCCAUUUUAAACUAGCUGGUCUGUGUUAAAUUUCAGGUAAGCUUUUACUGACGUGAUUUUAGUGUCUUCAUCUGGAGUUAUCUUUCUUGAGUAACCUUAGGACAUGCAUGGUACAGAGUAAAAUUAGACGUUCUGCAGCACUCUAGGACACACUCAUUUACUUGCUGCUAGAUCAUCAGGUUAGCCUUGUGCUUAAACAGAAA
This is a messenger RNA of Globicephala melas (long-finned pilot whale), 3974 nucleotides long. RefSeq names its product lamin B1 (gene LMNB1). Gene Ontology annotation, cellular component: nuclear envelope; nuclear lamina. The record is from RefSeq and is a predicted model, not a curated record. Gene Ontology annotation, biological process: nuclear migration; nuclear pore localization; protein localization to nuclear envelope. NCBI's taxonomy places the organism in Eukaryota, Metazoa, Chordata, Mammalia, Artiodactyla, Delphinidae. Gene Ontology annotation, molecular function: structural constituent of cytoskeleton.